This is a messenger RNA of Durotheca rogersii, 4912 nucleotides long. RefSeq lists its product as uncharacterized. The coding region runs from base 457 to 4743 and encodes 1428 amino acids. The transcript has 2 exons. The record is from RefSeq and is a predicted model, not a curated record. Gene Ontology annotation, biological process: regulation of ARF protein signal transduction. Gene Ontology annotation, molecular function: guanyl-nucleotide exchange factor activity. Lineage: Eukaryota; Fungi; Ascomycota; Sordariomycetes; Xylariales; Xylariaceae.
GAUUAAUCAACCGGCAGAUCUCUACCUAGUUGACCGUCGAGACGGUCUGUAAGCCAUCCUUAAUUCAUCUCGUGGGCGUUGAGCAUAGUUCCGCGUCGGUGCUGACAUUACCUCACGUCCAUCCGCUACCUGCUACCAACCGUCAUUUGGGGGCAGUUCUGGUGACAUACGUGUAUCGUCCGAGAAAAGAUCGCUUCGACCGCCUACUUCUCUUCCCCCUUUGAGAGCAAUCCAACAACGCCCUUCCAUUCCUACCACCGCCGCCCUCCCCUUCGCCCUCUCCCUACUCUAUGCUUUGACAUUGGGCCCCCGCCGUUGCAAUUCCUGACGUGAUGAUCAUCGUCUGUUGCAAUCCUCGCCGUUGCUACCGCUGCCGUGUGCCCCUCUCAGACAAGGUCGUAUAGUUAAGCAUGCAUAGUGACUUUCCAGAUCCACGCCACACCGUCGCUUAUCGCGAUGCCCUUUCUACGCCGUCGCGGCGUCAUGGCCAGCGACUCGGACAUGAGACGGCACACCAUCCUGGUGGAUCCACCUCCUGCCGCUUCCACCAAGCAAUUCUCACGCGAGCCCCAAGUUGAUACUUUGCUGAGUCCGGAUCUUUUCGCGAAGAACGGAGGCGGCCCGACGUAUGAGGCCGCGGGCGGAAACGACGACGCCGGCAAGUCUUCAGUCGACACGGUCGCCACCACGUCCGCGUCAGCCUCGAUGUUCCCCGGAAGGGAAAGCGAAGACCCGUACAAUCGCCCGGAAUCCCCACCUGUACAAGACGAUUCACCGAAGCACCGCAGGUUCAGCAUGCUGAGGUUUCGCAAUGCCUCUGAUUCCCAAUUAUCGGCCAGAUUAAGACAACAACAGCAAGCCGAGAAGCCACCACCUAUUCCCCAGCCUCCUGCCAUCAUUACCACAGCACCUACUAUGGAUAUAGACAGUCAGCCCAAUAAGCAACUGCGUAUGAAGAUCCCAAUGCGGAUGCGCCGAUCAAGUGACAUCCCUGAAGGUGACCGAGAACCCGCACUGAAGCUUGUGCAGUCCUGGACGGCCAAGAAAGAGAAGAAAAAGACCAUAACCGAGCGAGUAACACCCUCGACGACUAAGCAGGCGGUAACCUUUGAGGAGCCUUCUAGUUUUGGAGGGGAUACGUGCCACGCAAAUGCCGAUGACCAGAACUCUUCCUUAGCCCCCCCCGUUGGCCGACUUUCCGAGUCGUCCAGAUCUGAAAGUAGCUCCAACGACCAUGCCGCAUCAACACCGGCCGGCUCGUCUCAUCCAACAGGGUUUUUUCGCCUCCGCCGCAAGCAGAAGCAGCCCGAACCUCUAUUUCCUCUGGCCCAUCUACCACAGAGAUCUAAGACCCCCACGACGUCCGGCCCACGUGCUUCUACCUCGUCGCGCCCCUUCAAUGUCACGCCAGAUACGUCUCGCCCUUCGACGGGACAGGACGUAUCGACCCCCUUAGCUUCUCCCCCCCGCGCUACAGUCCAACAUGGAAAAGUUUCCGGUUCGCCGGCCACGACGUUAUUUAAACCGGCUUCACGGAACUCUGGGCAAUCUUCCCCAUCCCGAGUCCAUCCCGGUACCAGGGGUAGGUCUUUGACCAUGAGCUCCGUCGGAGAUAAUUUCGUUGAUGACCGUCAGCAUCUAGGGACUACCCGAACCUCGUCAUCCAUCGGCCGAAAAAGUUUCGGUGACCUUUUGGGUCUCGGCCGCAUACGACAGAAUCCCGAUAACUUACGGCAUGGGAGCCUUACACCUGCAACUCCUGGUUCCAAUGCCUCCAAGAACAACUCGCUCCAGCUAGCCCGGGAGCCAGUAGUACUCCCCGAGCGACGGGAAGAUGAUACCCCCGCCAAGUAUCUAGCACGCCUAGAAGAUGUACUUAGCCACGGCGUGAUUGCAAGCGCCCUAUCAAAGGAGACCGACCCAUUUUCAGCAUCAGUGCUGCGAAGUUAUAUGCGAACCUUCAGCUUUUUUGAAGAACCGAUGGACAUGGCCAUACGGAAGCUCCUGAUGGAGGCCGAGCUUCCCAAGGAAACCCAGCAGAUCGAUCGCUGCCUACAAGCAUUCGCGAACCGCUACCACGAAUGCAAUCCCGGCAUCUACUCUACUCCCGACCAAGCCUAUUUCAUAGCCUUUUCCCUUCUCAUAUUACACACAGAUGUGUUCAACAAGAACAAUAAGUAUAAGAUGCAGAAGGUUGAUUAUCUGAAGAACACCCACGGUGAAGGCAUCUUCGAUGAUAUACUCGAGUGUUUCUAUGACAACAUCAGCUAUACACCGUUUAUCCACGUGGAAGACGAUCCCACCGUAAAUGGGGACCGCACCAGUAGCCUGAGAUCGAAAAGGAUAGCCAUCUUCCCGAACGGCACACCCGAGACACUACGAAGAUCAAAGGAUCCAAUUGAUCCAUACACACUCAUCCUCGACGGUCAACUCGAAACCCUAAGACCGCCACUCAAGGAUCAGAUACCUCUAGAGGAACACUAUAGCUACCUAGGCACCGCUCGGAACUUGAACCUAAAGGAGCUACAGAAGACAUUCUUCAGGACUGGGGUUUUACAGAUAGUCUCGGCGCGGUCCCGGCCAGAUGCCUUCAUGACGGAGAAGACGGCUAAUAAUCCGCAAGAAGCGCAUCCCGGCAUUGUGGAUAUCAAGGUCACCAAGGUCGGGCUGCUAUGGCGUAAGGACCCAAAGAAAAAGAAAACUCGCUCACCAUGGCAGGAGUGGGGGGCGAUCUUAACAGGCGCUCAGCUGUACUUCUUUCGAAACACCGCUUGGGUUAAGAAUCUAAUGCAUCAAUACGAGACCCAUGUAAAAUCGGGUCAGGACGGGAUCCCCCUCAUAUUCAACCCGCCCAUCGAGCAGUUCAAGCCCGACACUCUAAUGUCGACCCAUGGUGGGGUUGCUCUCUGGGACAUCAGUUACAAGAAGCACAAAAACGCGUUCGUAUACGUCCGUCACGGCGGGCUGGAGGAGGUCCUCCUCGCCCAGAACGAAGAAGAUCGGAACGACUGGCUGGCCAAACUAAACUACGCUGCCGCUUUCAGGACAUCCGGUGUACGGAUGCGAGGAGUUGUAGGUGGGAAUUACGAGGAUCAAAGCAGACGUACAGUUAGGAGAUCAGACGGAGCCGAUGCGACGCGCCUCACUCAGACGCCCAACGGAGAUGUUUACCGUAGUCGUAUCGAUCAUCAGAUGGCUCAGGAUAUCCUCAUCGCUCGCCGCGAAUUAAUACGAAAAAGGAUUGAUGAAGCCGACGAAAAGCUCGUAUCGGCACAAAAGCUUCUCGAGACUCAAUUGAGGAAUGCUAGGCAUCUAUUAAUCUUGGCUCCAAUCCAGGACAAGACCCGGGACCAAGUCCGUGGGGGCGCCGCUAAAAUUAUCGCCCAACUGAAGUGGUCUCGGACUGAAAUCUGGAGGCUGAAAUGCCACCGCGAUAUCCUGGCGCUGGAUCUGGAGGAGGAAAAGGAGGUCAGCGGUGACUUCGAGGAAGGUAGAGCUGGAACCAGCGCGUCCGCUGAAAUUCCGUCCGCCGCGCCGUGCAGCUCAAGGGGCAAUUCCCAGAAGGCACAACACAGCCCACGGUCUCCAGGUCCGUUAUCAUUAAAUUUGUCAUCGGAAUCUACCAAACCAACAGAUGAAGAUUCUCCAGAAGCCGAAGAGUUCCAAACACCACCAACUACUGCUACCGACCCGUCUUUCCGAAAUAUCCAGCCUCCCCGGGAUGUAGCUCCCCUCCCUCCUGACUAUCUUAGUCCUAGGAAAACCUCCGUGUCAAGUGGUGCCUCAUCUGCACUCGCGGCCGUUUCUACCUCACCCCGAAUGACGCCAAGCUCAGCGAUAGAGCAAGACAGUACCGUGAUUGAUGAGCAGGCUGACGACGACGAAGGCGAAAGGCAGAUCCUUGAGCAGGCCGGCCUACUGGAGACGGAAUCCGUCCGUUCAUCUGCCCACCGGCGAACUUCCUCUGACAGAGCUCACGAAGAUAACCUAAAUCGACUUAAGGGUGCGCACGCCGCCGGAUCAGACAAGGAUGGAUUUGAACGAAGCAAAGUGCGCCGCAGCCUCCAGCGAACGCUUAGGGACGGACCGGGGCACUUAUCACACCACCGCAGUCGGAAAGGCAAGGACUCCGCAUCGAGCGGUGGAAUGUCGGACGAAACAGUCCGUGAAAGUGAGGUUCUCUUCCGUGGUACUGGCAGCUUCACCGUGCACGGUAAAAAGGCAUCUAUAGUCAACUUCGGAAGUGAGCUACAGAGCAUGUCAACCGAUGAACGCAUGAAGCAGCGUAAGCAGUCGUCCCAUAGUGAGGAUUCCAAACACGAUUCUUCCGCCAGCGCCGACGACUUCCACUCCAUCCUUGGCCAAGCUCGAAAGCCAAGGCAGGGAUCAGCUGCUAGCGCCAGUACGGCGACAGCUCGGUCCUUCCGCGAACUCCAUCGGAAAUAUUCGUCGUCGAGGGCUCAUCGCCUCGUAACAGGUGGGGGGUUGACAGUUCCAUCCGAUGAAGACAGCGACGCAGCCAUCAGCUUCUCCGAUGGUCGAAAGUCACCUCUGCCUCCCCUAGACGACGAAGACGAAAGCCCUGGGGUAAGUCCUAUGGAGCAAGCGCGGUUUUAUACACCGGAGCCACCUAGCUCCCCAACCCAACAGAAUAUUCCCGAAGCGGAGCAAGGGAGCGGCGAGGAGACAGCCCAAGACAUAGAGCGACUACCCAGCCCCAUCAUUCAGGCAGUUGGCGCAUAGAAUUCCCUCGCAGCAGGGCGCGUCGGCUCCCACGGAUUUCGCAAUCAUUGCCAUGUCGGUGCUUUGAGCGGCUGGUUCAGCAGGCAAUUGGGAGAGGACUCGAAACAUAGGUACUCGAAAAGAAAAUAUGUACUGGUAGAAAGCCCACGCUCAAAAGGACGAAGAGAUA